GCCGAAAUUACCAGCGUUAUUAAACAUCAAGAGAAGUCACUAGACCCUCAAAAGAGGCUUCAACGGUCGAGAACACCGCAGUUAGUACGUCAGUUUUCCUGAAGCGCUAAAAUUAUCCGGGCAGAAGCAGCCAUGCCAUUUGGCUGUUUGACUCUGGGAGCGAAGAAGGAUUACAACAGUCCCUCUGAGGUUACUGAUAAAUAUGACCUGGGACAGGUAGUGAAAUCGGAGGAGUUUUGUGAAAUCUUCAGGGCAAAAGACAAGAACACAUUGAAAAUGUACACCUGUAAAAAGUUCCUGAAAAAAGAUGGGAGGAAAGUUCGGAAAGCAGCCAAAAACGAGAUCCUCAUCUUGAAAAUGGUGAAGCAUCAUAACAUCCUCCAGCUGGUCAAUGUCUUUGAGACGAGAAAGGAGUACUUCCUGUUUCUGGAACUGGCCACGGGCAGAGAAGUGUUUGACUGGAUCUUAGACCAGGGCUACUACUCAGAACGUGACACCAGCAAUGUGAUCCGGCAGGUGCUGGAGGCUGUGGCUUACCUUCACUCUCUCCACAUCGUUCACAGAAACUUAAAGCUGGAAAAUCUUGUGUACUACAACCGCCUGAAGAACUCUAAAAUUGUAAUCAGUGACUUUCACCUUGCGAAACUGGAAAACGGCCUCAUCAAAGAGCCAUGCGGCACACCAGAAUACCUUGCUCCAGAGGUGGUUGGCAGACAAAGAUAUGGCAGACCAGUAGACUGCUGGGCCAUCGGAGUGAUCAUGUACAUCCUACUUUCAGGAAACCCGCCUUUUUAUGAUGAAGCAGAUGAUGAUGAUUAUGAAAGUCAUGAUAAGAAUCUGUUCCGGAAAAUUCUAUCUGGAGACUACGAGUUUGACUCACCCUAUUGGGAUGAUAUCUCCGAUUCAGCAAAAAACCUUGUUGCAUGUUUAAUGGAGGUGGACACAGACCAAAGGCUGACUGCACAGGAAGCCAUCAACCAUGAGUGGAUAUCUGGUAAUGCCGCCUCAGACAAGAAUAUCAAAGAUGGCGUUUGUGCUCAGAUCGAGAAAAACUUUGCUAAAGCCAAAUGGAAGAAAGCUGUGCGUGUGACCACCAUGAUGAAAAGGCUCAGGGCCCCAGAUCAGAGUGACUCUGGGGCUUCUACCCCUGCACUCGGAGCCUCAGGAGGCACCACCCCUGUUCCCCUGGCUGCCACACCAGUGCCUCCUCGAAGCACCCUGGUCGCCCAGGAUAAUCCAGAGGAACAAGAGGCCUCAGUUCCAGUACGGUGUAAUGGAGAGAUGGUAACAUCCCAGCAAAUUUGUGGGGAGACAAGGGAAGAAUAGAAUAGAGGCUGACAGAGAUCAGAGAAAUGUAUUGAUAAAUAGAACAGCACCCACUCAGUUCAUAUAAAUUUAGAUUGAAAACUAAUGGUGUAGCAAAGUUCAAUUGUACUUAGAAGCUUGAUGGCCAUUUUCCAUUUGUGUGAAAUUGCUAGAAUCUAAAAAAAAAACCUGGCCCCAUAAUUGUCUAUUUGUAUUCUCUUCUGUACAUUUAUUUAGGAAAUAUUGUUUGUUACAUAUCUAAAACUUGCCAGUGAAUAACAACAUAUAUCUGAGACUUUGUAACCUAAUUUUCACAGUCCAGGACCAUAUUUAUUUCUCGCUCUCUCGCUCUCUCUCUCUCUCUCAAACAGCUGAAUGAGUGAAUGUUUGGAAUAAGCUGUUUUGAGUACUAUUGAUAAAGCACUACUAAUUGUCUAAUUAAACAUAAGAAAGCAAACCAAAAGAAAAAACAAUAAAGCAGCUGAAUAGUUUGUCGUUAAAUCUGGCUAAUUUGGGUAAAGAAAAUCUUUGGACUUUAUGAAAAUUGACUUCCCCCUUUCAUCAGUGAGUCCUCUGAUGAGCUAACAUGUAAAAACAGAAAAAAAUGUAAUGCAAAAUAUAUGUUUGAUUUUGUUUUAAAAUGGGGUGUGUUGCAAAGAACAUAUGGAAUAGAAGCUGUUUAAACAUUUGUAAAUUACAGGUUUAAGGUUGAAUUUGGCACAGUUUAUGAAUACUAUAUGUAAUAAUCUAACAAUAAUGCUAAAAAGCACAUCUGCUUAAUUAUAAUUAAUAUCAAUUUUUCAUAUCAUAAUAUUGUCUCAUCAGUAAAUAAACUGCUGAUGUACCUCUUUAAUAGUAUAUAAUUAUCUUAUUAUCAUUAUCUAUUGUUUUUCGCACAGCUAAUAUUUUUCUUUUCGUUUGCUCUGCUGUGCAAUUAUCGUACAAGAAUUAUGUAGCUGUUUUGAUUUCCUUUACAGUCAUAUCUGUAUUCUGAAGAACACUGCAUUUUAUAUGGAUUAUCACUGGUUUCAAUUAGUCUGAUACACUGAGGUCUAAGGAUUUCCAGAACAUUCUCUUAAUGUGCAGUACAAAUGAAGCAAUAUGAAUAUUGCUGUAAUACUGUGAAACUGCCAUAUGGUGAUAAGAAGUUCCUACCAUACUUCAUACAGGUAGCCAAGCAAUUUGCUUUUGAUGGUUGUUUGCAUACUCAACAUGAUCUUACAGCUGUAUAUUAUGUUUAAAUUAAUGUAUUCUGACAAAACCCUGACUUCAUUUUUCUGUUCACGUGGAGAGAUGUAUUUAAAAUGCAACUCCUGCUGUAGCUGUAAGACAGAUGUUCAUUAUGGCCUAUUUAUUUGUUGGUAAUUGGUGUUUGUUUUAAAUGGUUGUCUUUGUGAUCACAUUGAGUAGAUGGCUCACAGGUCAUGCUAACUUUGCUAAAUAUUCUCAUUGUAAAUAGCUGCACUGAGUUUUAAUAUGUCACUAUGUAUUACUGCAGUAAUGUAAAAGAAACUCUUAUGACACUAUAAGCCUAUUUUUGUUCAGCCUUUUCCUUUAACUUUUUAUUCAAAGCUUCAGAAAAUCCAGUCAACAUUUUACAAUCUCCUCAAUUGAAAAUCAAGUCAUCAUUCUCUUUUGUUUCAUAAUGAUGCUCACAUUUGAAAUAUAUUUUCUGUUUUCAUUACCAAAAACAGAGCAGAGGCAAAAAUGUUGCCACAAGAAAUAAAUCAUCAAGCAAACUUAAGAAAUAAUAGUCGAGUGAUUCAUAAUUUUCAUGUAUUUGCCUAAUGUGUUUGUCACUCUUUGUUUGUGGCUUCUGUAAUUUGUUACUUGAUACGCAAAAUAAAUUUUUUUGG
Molecule: messenger RNA, 3161 nt
Organism: Xyrauchen texanus (razorback sucker)
Lineage: Eukaryota; Metazoa; Chordata; Actinopteri; Cypriniformes; Catostomidae
Product: caM kinase-like vesicle-associated protein
Exons: 11
Coding region: 133-1326 (397 amino acids)
Biological process (GO): peptidyl-serine phosphorylation
Cellular component (GO): intracellular anatomical structure
Molecular function (GO): calcium/calmodulin-dependent protein kinase activity; calmodulin binding; ATP binding
Source: RefSeq, a predicted model, not a curated record